CUUAUUAAUUCUUUUCCUUUUUCCCCUAUAUUAUUUUGUACUUAACCUCACCACCUCCUUCUCCUCCCGCUACUAGUACUCAACCCAAAUACACACUAAAAACCAAAAACCCCAAAAGUUGAAAAAAUCUUGAUAUGUUGAAUCAUCAAAUACCUAGUAGCAGAGAAAAUCUUGUUCAAGAACAUAAUCAUGAUCAAGAAGAAGAACAAAUCAGAGACAUCCAUGCUCUAACCCCAUCAAGGCCUCCAUCAACAAAUCGUGGCCGUCGAAGAGAAACUUGGGAAACUAAUAGCCAUAGAUCAUCCACAAAUUUAUCCAUAGCCAGUACAGAAGUAGCAUCAAGUGAGAAUUUCUCAACCAUGAGUAGAGAAUUCAAUGCUUUAGUUCUUGCUGGAUCUUCAAUAAGCAACAACCACGGUAGCGAAAACGACACCAACAACAACAACAAUAUUAACAACAGCAAUAUUUUGGGAAGAAUUGGUGAAGAUGAUUAUGAAACAAUUGAGGAAACAAAUCCUUUAGCUAUUGUUCCAGAUAAUUAUAGUAACCCCUUGAGUUUGGACAACACUAUUAAUAAUAAUCCUUCUUCUAGAGAUCAUGUGGUCACUGGGAUUAAUUCUAUGAGUGGAAUUAGCCAUGGAGAAAUUACUGUUCAAAGGGUGAAAAAAGAAGAGGUUGAAUCAAAGAUUAGUGCAUGGCAAAAUGCUAAAAUUUCAAAGAUUAAUAACAGGUUUAAGCGUGAAGAUGCUGUUAUUAUUGGCUGGGAAAGUGAGGAGGUCCAAAAAGCUACUUCUUGGAUGAAGAAAGUUGAGAGGAAGCUGGAGGAGAAGAGAGCAAAAGCCCUUGAGAAGAUGCAGAAUGAUAUAGCAAAAGCACGAAGAAAGGCAGAAGAAAGAAGGGCAUCUGCUGAAGCAAAGAGAGGAACAAAAGUUGCUAAAGUUCUUGAAAUU
Messenger RNA from Nicotiana tabacum (common tobacco), 950 nucleotides. RefSeq names its product remorin 4.1-like. NCBI's taxonomy places the organism in Eukaryota, Viridiplantae, Streptophyta, Magnoliopsida, Solanales, Solanaceae. The record is from RefSeq and is a predicted model, not a curated record.